GCGGCUUUUUGUGCUCUUUAAUUAGGUGAUAAAAUAUCCGCGAAUACGCAAGAAUCGCUUUAACGUCUUGUAUUUUGUUCAGGCAGUUAAACAGGACACCUUCGGUUUGGGGGCCUUUGACAGGUCAGGAUUGUCGCACGCAAAUGAGGACAUCAAGACGCGCGACCAGGUGAAGAGGAAUUCCCGAAUUUAAUUAUUUUGCAGAGUCAAUUCGAAAAUGACGGAGAACGAUGUGGACAACGAGCUGUUAGAUUACGAGGAGGAUGAGGUGGACGCGACAGGAGGUGUCGGAGACAGAGGACUUGUGGGAGACGGCAGCACCGUGGUCUUGAGGAAAGAGGGACUUAAAGGAUCCUAUGUUUCCAUCCACUCCUCAGGGUUCAGGGACUUCCUGCUAAAACCUGAGCUCCUCAGGGCCAUCGUGGACUGCGGCUUCGAGCAUCCGUCGGAGGUUCAGCACGAGUGCAUUCCACAAGCCAUCUUGGGCAUGGAUGUGUUGUGCCAGGCCAAGUCGGGAAUGGGGAAGACGGCCGUCUUUGUCUUGGCGACACUCCAGCAACUGGAACCAGUGACCGGACAGGUAUCAGUGCUGGUGAUGUGUCAUACUCGAGAGCUGGCAUUCCAGAUCAGCAAAGAGUACGAGCGCUUCUCCAAGUACAUGCCUGCUGUCAAGGUGGCAGUGUUCUUUGGCGGUUUGCCGGUGAAGAAGGACGAGGAGACGCUGAAGAGAGAGAGUCCUCACAUAGUGGUUGGAACGCCCGGCCGCAUCCUGGCCCUGUCACGCAACAAGAGUCUCAACCUGCGCCACAUCAAACACUUCAUCCUGGACGAGUGUGACAAGAUGCUGGAACAGCUUGAUAUGCGACGUGACGUCCAGGAGAUUUUCCGCAUGACCCCGCACGAGAAGCAGGUCAUGAUGUUCAGUGCCACCUUGAGCAAAGAAAUCCGUCCAGUCUGCCGAAAGUUCAUGCAAGAUCCUAUGGAGAUAUUUGUGGAUGAUGAGACCAAGCUGACCCUGCACGGCCUACAGCAGUACUACGUCAAGCUGAAGGACAAUGAGAAAAACAGGAAACUCUUCGAUCUGCUGGACGUGUUGGAAUUCAACCAGGUGGUGAUCUUCGUGAAGUCGGUGCAGCGCUGCAUCGCUCUCGCACAGCUACUGGUGGAGCAGAAUUUCCCCGCCAUCGCCAUCCACAGGGCAAUGCCUCAGGAGGAGAGGCUCGCUCGAUAUCAGCAGUUUAAAGACUUCCAGAGACGCAUCCUCGUGGCCACAAACCUGUUCGGAAGAGGAAUGGACAUCGAAAGGGUCAACAUCGCCUUUAACUAUGACAUGCCCGAGGAUUCCGACACGUACCUACACAGGGUUGCCAGGGCGGGCAGGUUCGGCACAAAAGGUCUGGCCAUCACGUUUGUGUCGGACGAAAGUGACGCCCGAACGCUGAACGACGUGCAGGACAGGUUCGAGGUGAACAUCAGCGAACUCCCAGAGGAGAUCGACAUCUCAUCUUACAUUGAGCAGACGCGGUAAAGCAGACGGGGAGACGAGGCGGCCAGACGCGUACAGGACGCCUGGGAGGAGCAACACUUGAGCCUGCAUUUCACACAGACUGUUGGUGAUGUUUCUUAAGAAUGUAAUAUAUAGAUGUAGUAAUACAUUAUACAGGCUCUUAGAUGCCUCUGAUGCUUUUCAUAUAUAUAUAUAUAUAUAUAUAUAUAUAUAUAUAUAUAUAUAUAUAUAUAUAUAUAUAUACAUAUACACACAUAUUAUAUGGGCAAAAGUUUGUGGACACCUGACCAUAAGAUUCAUGUGAUUUUUGAACGUCCCAUUCCACAUCCAAUCCUUAUUUACUGGUUAAAUAACCUCCAUUCUUCUGUGAAGGUGCUCCACUAGAUUUUGGAGUGUGCUGGUGGAGAUGAUUGUGCUCAUUCACACACAAACUCACACACAAAACUAGAGCAUAUCUUCAUAGAGCUGGUUUUGUGUACGAGGGUAUCGUCCAGCUGGAAGAGGUUUGGGUCUUUUAGUUGAAUUGAAGGAAAAGAUGGUCUUGAAAUGAAGUGCUACAAAGACAUCUUGUAUAAUUGUUUACAUUUAAUGUUGUGGUAACAGUUUGGGGAAGAACCACAUAUGGCUGAAUAAGUCAGGGAUCCCAAUACUUUUGUCCACAGAGAGAGCGAGAGCCAAGAUGUUAAAAUUGUUUGUAAAGGAUUUUAUUUACUUUUUCAAAAAGUGUUACUGACAUUUUUCUUUUAAUUAUUAUUAUUAUUAUUUGACUGCAGUGGUUGUUUGCGUUAUCGUUCCCGUGUUCAGUCAACUUGCGUUUUUUUGGAUGCGUCGGUGUAACAGUCCGUUAGUAAGCUAUGCUAGUAGUCCUUAAUGAAGGCAUGAAGAUGGAUAUGGCGUUGUAAGAGUGUUCCUGUGCCUGAUACAUUAACCAGUGUUCUGUGUUUAGUGCUUGUCAGAAGAAAAAAAAAAAAAAAAAAACACAAUGCACUGUUAGUUUGUUUACAUUUACUUCCGUUCUAAUAAUCUGAUCUGCGUGUGCAAUAUUGUAUUAACACUAGCAUUAAGAUGCUGUACAGUCAAGGUGCAUUAGGUACGAGAUUUUCCUUUUCACAUUUUAUAAAAGGCUUCCGUCGCAGUUAUUAGAAGUUGCAGACCAAAAGCAAGAGUAUUAACCUGUGAUCAUUCUUACAUUUCUUUUCAGUAGUUGAAAGAAAAAAGAGCUUCCUAUUUUGUUUUGUUUUUUCCUACACGAUGCACCUUUAGGACCUUUUUGGUACUUCUCGAAGCACUUGGAAGUAUUCCGAAUUACAAAAACGUGAAUUUUGUAAAUAAAUACAAAAAACAAAACAAA
Silurus meridionalis is the source of this 2858-nucleotide messenger RNA. It is a transcript of the gene ddx39b, whose product is annotated as DEAD (Asp-Glu-Ala-Asp) box polypeptide 39B. The coding region runs from base 218 to 1528 and encodes 436 amino acids. The record is from RefSeq and is a predicted model, not a curated record. Gene Ontology annotation, biological process: mRNA export from nucleus; mRNA splicing, via spliceosome. Gene Ontology annotation, molecular function: ATP binding; RNA binding; RNA helicase activity. The transcript is spliced from 11 exons. NCBI's taxonomy places the organism in Eukaryota, Metazoa, Chordata, Actinopteri, Siluriformes, Siluridae.